AGUCCCCGGCGUGACAUUUCAGAGUUGUUUUCGUUUUGCUUCUUCGUGUGUGGUGCAAUUUCACAUUUUGUCCGUUCGCGAUGGGAAAGGCCAAGAAAACGAAGCCUCACAAGGCCAAAGUGAAUCCCACUGGUUUGGUGGAUGUAAACGCGUUGAUCGAGCAGGAGUUGGCAAACGGGAAAUCCGACUCGCCGAUUCAGGCUAUUGUGGACCAGUUGCAGUCGGCCAGUACGGAAGAUAAGAUUUGCGGGUUGCAAACGUUGGCCACCAUUUGCCAGAACGAUGUCAACAUUGGUGCCGUGGUGGAAAGCGAUAUCGUACGAAUCGCCGCUAGUCUCCUGGUGGAUCCGGAUUUGAGUGUCCGACAUGCCACGGCGGGAGCCUUCCGGAAUCUUUCGGUCCAGAGUGUGGAGAUUUGCGAAUACAUGGUGGACCAGGAUGUGUUGACGCCGCUCUUGGCGCUGUUGAAUCGUUAUGCAGCCACUGCCGACUGGAAACCGACGUUUGAUAAGACAUUGACGGAUCAAAUGGACGAAAAGUCGGAUACUUUUCUGCAGGCCGUGAAUUUGCUCUGGAACCUGUGUGAGAGCACUUCGGUGGCGUUGGACAGCUUCAAUCAGUCCCAGUUGCUGGAAAGCUUCGUCAAAUGCCUGAAUGUUAAUGUUUUUGGAAAGGAAAUAGCUGUUGCCGUUGCCCAAUGCCUCUUGGUGAUUUCCGAAGACAACUCGGCAGCUUGGCGGAUUUUGUCGAACUUCGGCAAUGAACUGUCUUCAUUGCUGGCUCUGGAAGGAGAUUACCCCAGCGUUCUUCUACGUACUGUGGCCGCCGGUAUCAUUGCCAACGUUCCGGCCCUCUCGGCCACCUAUCUAAGUCAGAUUUUCAUUGCGCUGUCGAAAACGCUUGAAGUGAAUCAUCGUGCGGCGUUGAAUAGCGUAACAAGCUCGUUGCCAUUGUUGAAUCAAAAAGAUGUCGCUGAUCUGGAAGUCACCGACGAUACCCAAAUGGAACAAGAAUCACCGGAACAAUCCUUCCAGAGGAGGCGGCGAGCUGAUAUGCCAACGGAAGUCGAAAUGGAAGUUAGAAACGUAGGCUGGCUCCUACAGGCCCAAAGAAUUGCGGCGGAGAUUCUGACCAACAUUUGCUCGACCGAGGAAAAUGAAUGGCAAGAGGACAUGGACGAGGACAAUCUUUCCGAGGCAGAAAGUGUUCAUGACUACGAGACCAACGGAGCCAACGAUAGUGUGCAAAAUACCGAUAAACUACCGGUAGAAGUUCUGGAAGCAAUCAAAUCUCUAGGAUUAGUAGAGAAGCUGUGGCAAAAGGCACAACCAGUAGCGGAAAACGUUGGACAAAUUCUUGCCGAGAACGACAAAAACCUACUGAAACGUGUCAACAAUUUACGAGCUUCCUCGAUGCUGUGUCUUCAUAAUCUAUGCAACAAUAUCUCCUCGGAUGAUCUGGGUGGUGCGGAAGGCAUUUAUCAAGUGUGGCUGGAGCUGGGUCAGCAAGUUUUCCAAGGUCACCAAAAUCCCAAAUUGUUAGAAGCGUCCACUUCACUGAUGCGUGCCACGUUGGAACAUCUGCGUAAAAACCCGGAACUGUUCAAGCAGAUGACCGAAAGCGAUCUCCAGUUGAUGCUAAACGGAGUAACCGACUGUCAAGACGCCGAAAUCCGAGCCAAUUGGCUUCGAAUGCUCGGAAUCCUUGGUUGCCUGCUACCUGAACCUCUCAUCAAAUUGAUCAUAGAUUUUGUUCUCACUACCUGCAUGAACGAACAAGACCUGUGGACCGUCUCAGAAGCAAUGGAUUCCAUGAUGGACAUCUUCGCCGACAACGACUGGAAUCAAAUCGUGCAUGAUCUGGGCAUGGUGACCAAAUGCAAGGAACUCGAUCGGCGAAUGAAAUCCAAACUGAAACAGAACAAACGCGAACUGAACGAGCGUUACCCGGCCGUGAGCACCGUGCGGACCAAUCUCGGCAGAUUCUGUAAGUAUCUGGAAACUGAGAUGAAGAAAUUCAAGCCUUCGAUGGAAGCUUGAAGUGCUGCAGUGUCAUCCCGUAAUACCAAUAUAUGGAUGCCUAAGCAAUCCUUCCUAUCAAAACAAACACCCACAUAUUCGACGUUAAGAUUGAAUCCAGAUUUAUAGUUUAUCCUUUGUCUCUUUAGCCGUUGUAGCUGUAAUAGAGAUUCAAACUGAAUAAACACACAAGUUUUCUUUGGUAGAAAUA
Molecule: messenger RNA, 2229 nt
Organism: Aedes aegypti (yellow fever mosquito)
Lineage: Eukaryota; Metazoa; Arthropoda; Insecta; Diptera; Culicidae
Product: HEAT repeat-containing protein 3
Exons: 3
Coding region: 81-2039 (652 amino acids)
Biological process (GO): protein import into nucleus; ribosomal large subunit biogenesis
Source: RefSeq, a predicted model, not a curated record